Messenger RNA from Syzygium oleosum, 2670 nucleotides. RefSeq names its product L-type lectin-domain containing receptor kinase IX.1-like. The transcript has a single exon. Gene Ontology annotation, cellular component: plasma membrane. The record is from RefSeq and is a predicted model, not a curated record. Bases 528 to 2576 code for a protein of 682 amino acids. Gene Ontology annotation, biological process: protein phosphorylation. Lineage: Eukaryota; Viridiplantae; Streptophyta; Magnoliopsida; Myrtales; Myrtaceae. Gene Ontology annotation, molecular function: carbohydrate binding; protein kinase activity; ATP binding.
UCGCUUGAUCUAAUACUUCAAGAAACAGAAACAUCACUCUUUGCCGUGGAAUAGUGUACGAUUCGUGUACAUCUUCGCACCCGAUGUUUUUCUGGAUUUGUCAAAUGAUGAUCAUACUCUUCAUUAUUUCCUAGCACACCUCCGAAUCACCUAGGACUUCCAUCACUCCCAUCAAUGUCAAAUUCUCUAUCGGCUGCUGUCUAUGUUAUCAUCUGGAUGAAUGUUGUUGAUAACAACAGUGAUAAAUAUUAUAAUAUCCAUGGCAUGCUUGUUCCGAUUCCUUUUCAGGGCAUGGAGUGAUUCGAAAAUGUCUGUUGGCCAUCCUCAAAUAUUUUUGUUUCUACUAGAGCUUCCAUCACUGAGAUUGUGCAUUUAACUUUUGUAUUUCUGUUUAAUUGUUCAUCAAUGACUCAAAUUUUCAGACUUUUGGCAGCUGCAGAUGCUUUCCACAAUGAAAAGAAGCUAGUGAAAGAAUGCAAAUGAGCCUCUGAAUCUUCAGAACAAGGAUAGUUCACGGCUCAGUGAGAAUGCAUCUGACAAAAGAGGCUCUAGCACAAACAGUGUUCAUCCUUUCAUUAAGCCUUCCAUCUGCCACUUCCGAAUCCUUCAACAACAUUUCUUUCAAUUUCCCGACUUUUCAAUCAAACGUUCAGAGAUUAACUUUUGAGGGCAAUGCCUCCAUAGUGAACUCCAAUAUCCAACUCACUCUAGGUGAGCCAAUGGAGUGCCCCAAAGAAGCAGUUGGCCGGGCAACAUAUCAACAACCCAUGCACCUGUGGGAUAGUUCAACAGGGAACAUGGCGGAUUUUGUCAGCCAGUUUACUUUCACUAUCGAUUCCCAUAGGAACUACUCCCGCGCCGAUGGAUUGGUUUUCUUUCUUGCUCCUAAUGGAUCGCAGAUCCCUGAACACUCAGAAGGACCCUUUCUAGGCCUCACAAAUUCGACUCUAAACUCUACCAACUCUAAUACUGCAUUUGUUGCUGUAGAGUUUGAUACUUUCUAUGACAAUUUGACAAAUGCAUGGGAUCCACAAUGUGAUCAUGUCGGAAUCGAUGUGAACAGCCUGGCUUCUGUCAAAAAAACUUGUGUACCAUGGAUGGAUUACAACAUAUUCCAUGGUAAAAAACUCCAUGCUCAGAUCACAUACAAUUCUAGGGAAAUGAACUUGAGUGUUAUUUUUGGAGAUAAUGCUGAUAAUUCUACCAGCCUUUACUAUCAUCCAGUCAACCUGACGGAGUACUUGCCGGAAUGGGUCGUUUUCGGUUUCUCGGCAUCAACUGGGCAGUUUCUCGAGGCUCAUGCUAUUUUCUCAUGGGAAUUCAACUCUAGUCUACAAAUCCCCGACACACCUUCGGGUGUAAUAACUCGAGGAAAAAAGAGCAAGUCGUGGGUAAGGGGGGCUAUCUUAGGCUUAAGCUCUUUUGUGUUGCUUAUCCUUGUUGCAGGAUUUGGCUGGCUUAAUUUUAAGCUAAAGAGAAAUAGAGAUGGUCGAAGUGGAGAAGAAGAAGAUGUUCCUGGGAUUGAUGAAGGAUUUGAACAGUCGAAGGGGCCCAAGAAGUACUCCUACAAGGUCUUGGCCAUGGCAACUAACAACUUUGCCAAUACCCGGUUGCUCGGGGAAGGGGGUUUUGGAGGAGUGUAUGAAGGCCACCUCACUAAUGCAAAUUCCCAUGUCGCUAUCAAGAAGAUCACUCCAGAGUCCAACCAAGGUGUAAAGGAGUAUGCCACUGAAGUGAAGACGAUUAGACAUCUCAGGCAUAAAAAUUUAGUGGAGCUCAUCGGCUGGUGUCAUGAGAGAGAGAAGUUCCUCCUCGUGUAUGAGUUCAUGUCUAACGGUAGCUUAGACUCUCAUUUGUUCAAAGAUAAAGCGCCGCUAACAUGGGAAAAGAGGUACAGUAUUGCUCAAGGCAUCGCCUUAGGGCUAAAGUACUUGCACGAGGAUUUGAAACAAUGCGUUGUGCACAGGGAUAUAAAGUCCAGCAACAUCCUACUUGAUGCACAAUUUGAGGCUAAAUUGGGCGAUUUUGGCCUGGCUCGGAUAAUUGACCAUGCCAAAGGGUCACAAACAACUCUGUUGGCUGGGACCAUGGGAUAUUUGGCCCCUGAAUGUAUCUAUACAGGCAAGGCAAGCAAGGAAUCUGAUGUCUACAGCUUCGGAGUUGUCCUCUUAGAGAUAGCGUGUGGAAGAAAAGCUAUCGAACUGAGAGCAUCAGAAGACCAAGUCCAACUUGUGGAGUGGGUCUGGGAGCUCUAUGGAAUUGGAAAGCUAUUAGAUGCAGCGGAUCCAAAGUUAAAAGAAAAUUUCGAUGCGAGACAAAUGGAGUGCUUGAUGAUUGUAGGCCUCUGGUGCACUCAUCCGGACACUAAAGAACGGCCUCCAAUAAGCAAAGCAAUAAACUUUUUCAACUUUGACGCUUCACCACCCACUCUGCCACCAAAGUUGCCCAUCCCGACAUAUAUUGUUCCUACAUCUCCGAUGCCUGAACUGUCGCACAUUUCGUCGGCCAGCUUCAAAAGUAUUGAACCACCGAGCGCUUGCAGUACUGAACUAUCUGCAUCUACUGGCUCUUCCUAGGAAUCUUCCACUUCAACUUCUUCUGUAUCGCACGGCUACAAGCAUACCUUUGGUUUCUUGCUUCUAUAUGCUCUUUAUUGUUGGAUUUUCAUAU